UAUUAAAAUUACCAUGGCAACUAAAUUUAAACUAUUUUCUGCAAUUUUACCUUUAUUAUUUACACUAAAUUUAAUGUUCUGCAAAAUUCCUGUCUACAAAAUCUGAAAAAUGGCACCAAUGGAUUUUCCCCCUCCAACCCUCCAUGUUUUCAUGGGCUCCUAUGCUCCCAUAAACCAAGGAUUCGGUUCCUUGUACCAAACCGAAAACACAAACUUCUUCCAGAAUUACAGAAACGAGACUCUUUCAAGGUUUGCGAUGCCUACCUACCACUGGGGUUACACCCGAACUCCAUAUUCCCCCCGAGCAGAUCUAGUGGGUGCGUACCGCAAGGCUAACUGGAAGAAACUCCUUGAGACCCCUUCAGUGAAAGUAAGACUCAUUGAUGAGGCACGCAGUCAAGAGGUUGACGAUUUUUAUAAGCUUUGUCAAAUGCACCGGGAUCAAUACAAGGACCAUACAGGCAGAUUGCACCCCCUGCGAUUUUUCCAGAAUGCUGAUACCAAGUGGAAUGCCCCAAAUUUAACACAGACCUAUCUGGAGUUCCCCACCAAGUUUGUGGAAUAUAAGAAACCUCCGGUACUGCCCAAGACCUAUGCACGCUCUGUGCCACUGCCAAUUUUGCCCGGGCGAACCUUAGCGGGCAGAUACUAUCAGGGAAGUGAUAACUUCUACAACCGUUAAUUGGACUACUCUCACAUAAAAUGGUCUCUCUAUCUAAUAUAGUAAAUGUAAACUUAUUAUGUUGUCUAAAAUACAUUUUUAAUAUAUUUAGAAAAUUUGA
Messenger RNA from Homalodisca vitripennis (glassy-winged sharpshooter), 782 nucleotides. RefSeq names its product protein FAM166C B-like. The record is from RefSeq and is a predicted model, not a curated record. Lineage: Eukaryota; Metazoa; Arthropoda; Insecta; Hemiptera; Cicadellidae. The transcript has 4 exons. The coding region runs from base 110 to 682 and encodes 190 amino acids.